Molecule: messenger RNA, 1180 nt
Organism: Cantharellus anzutake
Lineage: Eukaryota; Fungi; Basidiomycota; Agaricomycetes; Cantharellales; Hydnaceae
Exons: 1
Coding region: 241-825 (194 amino acids)
Source: RefSeq, a predicted model, not a curated record
UUGAGCUCCUCACUCGGGCUACCGCAGCUCCAUCUCCUCACUUGAGUCGGGGGCGUGUAAAGGCUUUGGGGCCUAGGGAUAUAAGGUAACAUUGUUAGAACCCUAAUCGAAGCUCACGGGAAGCAACGUUGAGAAUCGUGGUUAAUCAAGUUUGGCAUGAAAAUGCUGUGGCUGAGGGUGUGGAGAGACUGCGACGCACUUUCCUUGCGAGUUGGUUGCAUUCCUGCGACCAGUCAAAUCAUGCGGGGAAGUUUGGUCAGCACGAACGGGUCCUUGAGCUGGUGGUAUUAUGUGCCAAUUGAAUGGGCGCAAGUAUCUUCCUGUCUGAUCAAGGAGUUGCUCAUGACGGUGUACCAUGGAAGAUUAUUCCAGGAGCGUGCACCGUUCACAAAAUCCAACUGUCUAGCAUCGCGUGGCUCCGGGCUAGAGAAGCGUUCUACGGAAAUCAGAAUGAUGGCAAAGAGAAAAAUGGUAAGGAUCGAUCAUUGGAUACCCGACUCAGUCCCGGCUUCUCGGCUUCUCCCUAAUGGCAGUGAGAAGAUGAUGCUAAAGCUGGGAGUAUUCCAAGUAGGUAUCCAUGGGGAUCUUGGGGAGCCUGUAGCCAUACAUGAUGGGAUUAGCCGGCCACACGUAAUUGCGAACCUUCAUCUGAAGUCAACAGCAAAUUUCACACCCCGACUCUCAGGCUUCCAACCAGGUUGGAAGCAUUCUCCCAGCCCAUCAGGCCAGACAGUGAUCGCAACGAUCGCUAAGAGUGACCCCAGUAGAAGCACGAGAUUGACUAGUACUGUGCGAUGUCACCCGCACGAACCAUAUCCCAUAUAGCCAUCAAGGGAGUGUCCGUCAGCGAUAUGGCCCGACUCGGGCUGUGCCAAUGACUGAACGGGGAAUGGAUAACGAUGGUCCACCCAAUCGAGUGCCAAUAUUAGAUGAAUCGUAUUCCGCGGCACACACCCCGAUGCUUUUCAGAGGUGCAAUAUCCAGUUGCCACGCCCAGGAAGUGGGGUUGCAAGUCUGGAGUCAUGUUAUCCCUGCUCGCUGGUUCCGGAGUAGCCGUCCAGCGCCGAUGUGUGAGUGGAGCCGGGAACAUGCUGUUAGAGGUCAGCGGUCAGCGGGAGCUUUCACAUGAAUGAAAGGGUACUGGGAUAUUGUUCAUAGAACAAAUACUGCCAUAUUUGUU